Molecule: messenger RNA, 1080 nt
Organism: Cooperia oncophora
Lineage: Eukaryota; Metazoa; Nematoda; Chromadorea; Rhabditida; Trichostrongylidae
Source: the annotation of a GenBank genome assembly
AUGCGUCGCGUCGUCACGCUCAUCUCCAUCGUCAUCGUCGCCGUAACGGCCGCACCAGCUCAACAAGCACCCUCCUUCGAGAGCUUCUCCAAUCAUGCAACACUUACAAAGUCGAGCGAAGUUGGAUCCAAGAAGCCUGACCUGGUCAAGGUGGGCGAAGUAGCCGAGUCUAUCCUAAACCGUCUUGGAAUCAACAUGAAAGAGGACAGGGGUAUUCGUAGGGCACCCGUACCAAGUGCUCUUUAUCAGACCGAUGAUCUCAAUGCUGUCAUUGCCGAAGCGAAUGCAAAUCGUGUCGAUUUACAAGGAAUCGCUUCGGGUCAAAUUCCUGGACUGGCACCAAUUCCCGUACCGGGCUAUCCCGGACCACAAGAUGUACCCGUUAUUCCGGGUGUGAAUACAAUUCCUGGUCUCAGCAACUUCAAUUACCUGGUUGGGCAGCUGUUUCCUCAGAUGAUCCCACCAGCAAAUACACUUCUCGGAUCGUCUAUCAGCCGUAUCCUUCCAAAAGAUUCGGCCAAGAAUUUGGCCAAGGACGUUUUCAGAGCCGUUCAUCCAGCCGCUGAAAAUGUGGAUGUCGCCAGAAUGAUGGGCCGAUGGUUCCAAGUGAUCAAUUCACCUCAUGUAAUUCGUGAAGCCUGCAGUGUUCUUCAUUUCGGCGCCCUUACCAACAAUACUUAUUCGCCUUCAUUUACCACACUGAAGUUCUACCGCGAAGGAAAUCCCAAUGGCUCACCCAGAUUUGCCCUUGGAUACGGAUUCAAAUCCGGAGAAACUGGCCAAUUCGUGCUACACAACAGUAACUCACCUGAUGCGGAGCCAUUCUGGGUAAUAAAGAAGGGACCAUUGAAUGAGUACAAUCAGUACGAUUACGCCAUCAUCUCGACUUGGGUUCGUUUCCCAGUGUUCGUCAUCGCUCGUGAUCCAGAACGAUUCCGUAAAGAACAUAUGAAGAACGUUCUGCAGUUCCUCGAGGACAACAACUACAUCAAUGUGAUGACAAAAGCAUUCAACAUGAUCUCACCAGUUGACUAUGAAGCUUGCCAAUACACCCCGACGUUCUCUGGUGCCGGCAGAUAA